This is a messenger RNA of Ailuropoda melanoleuca (giant panda), 2625 nucleotides long. It is a transcript of the gene SPATA31D1, whose product is annotated as SPATA31 subfamily D member 1. The transcript has a single exon. The coding region runs from base 19 to 2625 and encodes 868 amino acids. Lineage: Eukaryota; Metazoa; Chordata; Mammalia; Carnivora; Ursidae. The record is from RefSeq and is a predicted model, not a curated record.
CAGAAGGAACAGGAAAGUAUGUGGGGUUUACCCACUGUUGUCCGAAGAUCCCAGGAGGACUAUUGUCCUUCAGCUCCUAACCCUCCUCUUAACCGUUGGGCCUCCCAGGCCCACGUUGCAAUCUCUAUCCUUCCUGGACAGUUUCCUCUCAGUGAUGAGCUUCGGACAAAACUAGAGCGUCACCUUCGAAAGAGGCUCAUCCAGCACCGGUGGGGCAUGCCCUACAGGAUCUAUGAGCCUCUAUUAUUGAUGAUGCGUCCAAGAAUUUUUUCAGAGAUACCUGCCUCACAGCACUAUCGUGGACGCACAUGGAUCUCUAAGAGUCAGAGUAAAUUGAGCGCAUCUGAAAGCUUCUAUGAGGGGGACUCAGACAUACUUCAGCUAGAGGACGAUGACCUGGAGAAGGACGGUGACCAGAAGGACAAAAAUGACCUGGAGAAGGAUCAGAGACACCACCCAGAGAAGGGCCCAAAAGAUUAUCUGUUGACUGACCCAGAGAGCUCUUCAGAUAAUGAUAUGGGGUAUGAUUGUGAGAAAGAACUUAGGAGCCCAUCAGAGAAAAACUUAACGGUGUCUGUGGAGACUGCAGGUCAGAGACAACUUGAAAAUGCUCUGAAAAUACAUCAGAGCAAAAAGUUUAAAGAAAUCAGUGAGGGUCAGCUCCCUGGGACUGUGCACAGUUCAUGGCAUAGUAUGAAGCAGCCAUUGCUUCUUUCUGAGAAAUCCCACACUGAAGUAAAACAGAAAAGUUUGUCACCAUCAGUGGCUGAGGACUGCUCCCUGAAUACUUUCCAGGAGCUUCCCUUUGUUGAAUCUAGAGCACAACAGAUGCUGGAAGCCCAUAUUAAAAUGUUUCAUAAGAUGAUGACGUGGGGACUUCCCCCCAGGGUCCUUGAAUCCAUACAGCUCUUUAAAUCGAUGGAGGCCACAUCCCGUUCUAGCUUUUCCUCCUCAAUCAACCUGAUUUCUGAGGUAAAUUCUAAACCUGGGGGCUUCAACUCCCUUAGAGGAAGCUCUAAAUAUCUCCAUGGAGACAAAGCGGGAACAGCAAAUUCAGCCCCCAUCCUGGACCGUCCUCUCCCUGCCACCUCAACUGUGGGCAAGGAAGAACAGAGAAUUCCGUGGCAAUCACCCUCUGAUAACAACCAUGAGCUUGCAGGGGAUGUUCAGAAAAUUGAUGGCAGACAGACUUGUACACCUGUCAAACAUGACACCGUAGGCAACAGACGGCCCCCAAAGCUGCCUGCAAGGCAAGCUGGGGCCAGACAUGAGCCAAAGGAUAAGAGUGCAAAUUCCAGCAGUAGAGGAGGAAAGCAACAAGGAAAAAAAAUGAAGAAUUUAGAACCUGCUGCUGUGUCCACAAUGUCCAGGGAGCCAAGAAGCGCCCCAAUUGCAAAGGUGAAUGACAAAGUAAAAACUACUGUCCCCAUGAAACGCCCCCAACAAAACAUAUCAAUUUACCAAGAUCAAAAACCAAUGAAAGAACAAUUGAUUCACGAAUUAAAGGAGAAACUUAAGAGAAAGGAGAGCCAGGCACAAGCCCAAUGCACUGCAUUGCCCCCUGCAGCAGAUAUUUUGAUUGAUAAGGCCUCACUAACUCAUGCCCAUGAUGUCUCCACUGGGGACAAGGGAGCUUCCCAGGUGCUACAUGUCCAUCCAGAGGACACAAGAAUAAAUCGGGAAAAACAGCAGGAGCCCUGGGUCCCUAGGCAUGUACUAGGGAAGUGCCAAAACAAUCUCCCACCAGCUGUUAUGACCAUGAGCUCCAAGGCACAAGAGCUUGGUGGAGGGGAUGCAGGAUUGGGGACAUCCCAACAUAGAAGAUACAGUUUCCCUACUGAGGAUGUGGCAUUGAAGAAUAGGUUCUCUACUAACCAUGUGGUAUUGAAGGAAAAGCUGGAAAGCAAGCCUUCCCAGACCCUAUCACAGAAGGGUCAGCCUCCUUCUGAAAGCUUUUUCAGAAAAAAAAUGAAAGAAUUUGAGAUAUGGAUUAAUAAUGCUGUAAAAUACAAAAAUGAAAACUUCCAGGAAAAGAGCAGGCCCCUAUCUGUGGAAAGCAGAGGCCUACGUAAUGGUCAAACUGCCUUUGCUGGGAUGACCAAAGCUCAGAAAAUUACACCAGACAUUGGGAAGUUCCUAGAGGAAAAAAAGGGGUGUCGCCACCCAACAGAUAGCACCCACUCUCAACAGCUGAUUCCCUCCCCAAUCAAAUUUGGGAAAAUUCAGCAAAAAGAAGUGUGGGCCCAGGCACAGCCUGUCCAGGGGUAUCCCUUCAACUACAGGGCUCCCUCCUAUAAGGAGACAAACACCAAGUCCUGCCACCAAGAAGUUGUCUGUGCUGGCCAAGGCCAUACUGGAAGCAUCAGACAGCUCAGAGACCAGAAUAUGCCCCAGAAAGCUGUGGCAUUUAAGGACCAGCUACUGCAUCAGAAGUACCCCCUAUCCAUGGCCCACAGGGAGCCUGUGCCCCACCCAAACACCACCUGCAGGCAUCAAGCUGGCCAGGGGCCUCGGGUCACUCUCACCACUGCUGAAGGCACUGCGUUCAGAGAGCUGUCUCAACUAUUUAGACAGAAAACCCUUCUCCAGAAUUUCCAGGGGGGGAAAUUUCCUACCCCAAAAUAA